Molecule: messenger RNA, 3253 nt
Organism: Actinia tenebrosa (Australian red waratah sea anemone)
Lineage: Eukaryota; Metazoa; Cnidaria; Anthozoa; Actiniaria; Actiniidae
Source: RefSeq, a predicted model, not a curated record
CUUUUGCUUAUGUUUUAAUGCUAUUCGAAAAUAAAGAAAUAGAUUAAUUAACAAAUAAGGUAGUUUGGCAAAUACCGGGAAAAGUUAAAUAAAAACUGGAAAAAAAAUUAAUUUCAUUUGCGUGACAUUAAUGCCCAACCUCCGCGAUAUGUGAUUGGUUACUURUCUCUGCAGUUGAUUGGGUUUCGUGAUGCAUUUAUAUUCAUACAAAUGAUAAGUUAUCAAACUAUAGUUGCCUGUAGCAACACGAGUAUGGUAUAAUAUGGCCACGAUAAACUUGCCACCUUCUUUAACGAUUCUGUGAAAGUCAGUYUUCUUCGACACUCGGAAAAAAUUACAGAAAUAAUGACGGUCAAAGUUGAGCUGCAGCAUCUUUUGGGAUUGGCGAUCGGUACGCCUGAAAUUGGUGCAGUCAAUUUCAACAUCUUACAUGGUGUUGUGCGUGAAAUUUUGAAACAUUUAGCGAUACACAACAAACCUAUAGAACUUGAAGAAGAUGGACAAUUUCGAGCAGCCUAUGGUAUCGUKAAAACAAGUGUAGACGGCGUAACGACUGAUAACAAGAACGCUUCGGAUAAAGUUUCUCAAGACACGAAAGAUGGACAACCAGGUAGCGUUACUACAGGUUUCGAAAAAACUAUUUUGCCAGGCCAGUUUGGAAAUUUUGAAUCYAAGCUCUCGGAAAUCGAGAAGAAACUCGAAAUGCUUGACGAUUUACCGAGUAACAGCGACAUUCUGCAGAGAGCCAAGCAGAAGAAGGAUGGUAGAACUCCAGUUGGGGAUAUAUGGCAGUUUAUAAACAUUAAUCGCCGACUAGGAGCAACCGAGACAGGCAUCGAAAAGUUAAGCAGUUUGCUGGACAGUAUGAUGUCUGAGGUGAAUGAUAUCAAAGAAGCAAAUCCUCACCAAACCUCACUUGAUUUUCAGCUCGAAAAGAAAAACAGUACUUUAGAACAAAGAAUAUCCUCUUUGGAAAGUGUUGAUAAUUCAGAAGACAAAAAGAAAUUAGAAGACCUUCUAAAAGAGCUAAAAAAACUCAAAAGUCAAGUUGACGACCUCCCAACGAAAGAAGAUAUUGGUGACCUGGAUAUUUUUGUUAAAUGGCCACAACUAGAAGAAGCCCUGAAUGCAAGAUCAAGACCCAGAACAGCCACRCCUAAACCACGAACCCCUACACCCACCCCACCUCCAAGAUCACCUACCCCGGUCCACCCUAGUGAGGAYGCUCUAGAAGCUCUAAGGCAAGUGGGUGAAUUAAGGGACAAACAUGAAGACAUGGUAGAGAAAGUGGGUGUUCUUGAGGAAAAGAUGCCUAUGAAAGCAAACUUAGAUGAUUUAGAGGAGCUGAAAAAGCGUCCAGCUGUGCCACCAGAUAUUGUUGAUCAGCUGAAAAAAAUGAGAGAGGCUAUUGAYGCAAUUAACAAAUGGAGAGAAGAGAAAACCAUUCCCGCUGACCUUGAGGAUCAGUUAAGGUCACUGCGAGAAGGCUUGGCUCUACUUGAUAGUCACAAGAAUCAGAUAAACAAAAUGAAUGACCAACUGAAAGGCCUUAGAAGUGUAACAGACCUACUGACAGAUCACAAUGACAAGAUUCAGCUAAUUCCAGAYGAUUUGCUGGAGCAACUAAACAAACUCAAGUACUUGGAGAAAAAAGUCAAUCAAAUGAGUGACUCCUCCCACCAGCUUCCACACAAACUUCAACGUAUGGAAGAGAGAUUUAAAGAGGACUUUGAGAGAGAAAUACGAACGCUUAGAGACGGGCUAAGACUACUGAAUAACCAGUUUGAAAAGCUUAAGAAGAUGAAAGACUCAUCACCAGCUUCAUCGGCUACAGCAAAAGCACAGGGAGAUGGAUCUAUAGAGUCUUUGCGCAACAAGUUAAUAGAUCUGCAAACAGAACAGGAGAARCUAGACAGCUUGACCAAAGAACUGGUUGAAGAACACAACAGAAAACAAAAACAUAUUGAUGCUCUUUACGAGUACGUGGAGCGGUUACAAGAGCACAAAGCUGAUAAGGAACAGGUUGCCAUGGAAAUAGACGUGAAAGCAGACAAGAGGGCGCUCGACAAUCUUAUCAGUCGGCUCAAGUUCGAUCAAAGUAUUGGAAACCUGGACCAAGCGAUACAAGACUUGUUGAACCGACUUGAAGCAAACGAAGCUGCUCUUACAGAUGCACUAAAGCGAUUAUCUGAUGAUGUUGACGAGAAGCUUGAUCGAAAGGAAAUAGACCCGCUUAGAGAUUAUCUUGAAAAGAAGAUCAAAAGCAUGAAGUGCAAGCACGUUGACCUCCCCCUGAACGAAGACCCUGCUGCAGGAUUUAGAAAAGCAUUGUUGCGUUUCCAUUGUAUAUCCUGCGAUAGACCAGUUGAUAUGGCCCCCGGACCUCCCAAUCCCGCACUGCCUCAGUCGCCGAGUUUACCGGCCUCUCGCACAGCUCGAGCUUACACUACGUUUGAACUCGACCAGAUUCGCCAGAUGAAUCGUGGGAUUUAUCCGAGUGACCAGGAUGUUGUCAGUACUAACAGAUCUUGUGGCGGGAGUCACACAAUGACAUACCCACACAGACGAACAGCAAGAUUCAAUCAAUAUUACUAUUAUCGAGACGAAGAAAUAGUACCAGUUCCCAUGGCUCAAAAAGAUGAGACCGAGUUGGUUGGUGAGGAUGGUCAGAUCUACAAGGGAAGAUUAGAGGAUCAGCAGUAUCGGGAGAUGUCGUCUCCACGUCAAACUCCAAGACCCUAUCGUGUUGCUUCAGCGAAAAGAUCCCCUAGUCCCCAACCUCCACGCAAUGGAAGUCCAACGAAUAGAAGACCGCGCUCGGCAGUACCCAGUUCACCUAGGUCAAGGGCMGAGGGUGCCGAGCCUCAAGUCUCAGAAGUCUCAGCUUCAUGACGAGGCUAGAGAGUUACUAAACUGUUAAUAGAAUAGAUCAAGUCAGUUAGGACUUUUUGGAUUUUUCCUGCCAUUCCCUUGAGAAUAAAAAUCCUGCUUGAUUCACAUUCGUAUKAGCAAAUUUUGUAUUACUGUGAAAAAGUCACGGCACAGACAAGCAGUGGCACCUCGUGCGCURGAACUGGUGCAAUGUCCCAAAGUCCAUACUGUGACGGUGUCUCGCUGUGUGCCGUGCCAGUCAUACGAAAUUCGCUCAAAUAUCUCCUUGAGUCAAGCGUUAAUUUUAUAAACAAAUAAUAGAUAUUUUAAAACGAGAAAAAAAUUGGUUACAAUUGACUCGGAUUUAGAAAAAAAAAAAAAA